Molecule: messenger RNA, 330 nt
Organism: Peronospora matthiolae
Lineage: Eukaryota; Oomycota; Peronosporomycetes; Peronosporales; Peronosporaceae
Source: the annotation of a GenBank genome assembly
AUGAUGAAUGCCGAUGUCGAUGCGAUCGACAUCGAUGAUGAUGACGAAGAUGCUGGUAUAUUCAGCAUCGCCAAUGACUGCCACAGUGAGGACGAUGACGCUCUCACUGGUGCAGACAACGUUCUUUCAGCAGUGCACACGAAGCGCACUGCUGCUGACAAGAAUGAAUCAGCAGAGGAAUUUCUGCUGACUGGCAAAGCGGUUGUCCGCUUCGUUCAAGACUCUAUUGCAGAUGCAAUAGACAGAAAGAAAAGAAAUGCAGACAAACAUGGAAGAGCAAAGGUUCUUUCGUUCAAUAAUAAGAUGAUUCAGUUUUACUGUCUACAGUAA